Molecule: messenger RNA, 1859 nt
Organism: Aspergillus melleus
Lineage: Eukaryota; Fungi; Ascomycota; Eurotiomycetes; Eurotiales; Aspergillaceae
Exons: 4
Coding region: 373-1677 (434 amino acids)
Source: RefSeq, a predicted model, not a curated record
UGCUGUGCUUCAUCCCAUCGCACUCCUCCCACCCCCGGAAUAGUUCGCGAGGAUGUUGAGCCCGAUAAAACGAGCCGGUCUUACGGCGACAGCGUGUGUCGCCCUCGUCGCCGGCAGUCCGUGUCUUUCCUCAUGGUCGUCGAACACCUGCGGGCUCUUUUCCGAGUCCAUGGAUUAUCUGGACCGCAUAUAUGAUCCGAGUGCCGGUUAUGUCUUCGCGCCCAGUGCUGCGACGGCGUUGCGACACGACACUCGCGCGUCGGCGUGGUAUGCAGUUGGCCUGCUGGCUCGCAAUCAGGGUGACGAUGUAUCCCAGGCCAUGACGAUUAUUGAGAACAUCAUAUCCGCCCAGUACAAAGAUCCCGAAGACCAAUGGUUUGUAACGAGCUGGAAAUUCCCCAGGUGAUGCUGCUUAAUGCCAACGAUAUAACCAGGUACGGCGACUAUGAGAAAUACCCCGAAGAACCGACAGUAGGCAGCGCGGCGUACCCUCCGCUCAUCUACGACACCUGGGAUCCGAACUGGCGAGGGUUCAUCGGAACGGCAUUCAUCAUCGCUUUGGAGGAGUUUCCUCAUCUGAUCGGUAGCGACAUGACUCGUCUUAUGCACGCGUCUCUUUACAACAGUACGGUUGGGGAUAGCUACCGGGUCGGAGGCGUCGAUGGCGACAACCUCUACCCGUCGUAUACCAAUCCGGCAUUGAUGCGAGCCUUCAUCAGCGGCUGGACGGGCCAGAAACUAGGCGACGCCAACAUGACCCAAGCGGGCGAAGCCUACGCGAACGAAAUUAUUUCACUCUUUGACCGGGCCGACACGUUGUCCGAAUUCAACAGCGCCACAUACACCGGUGUGUCGCUGAUUGCACUCACGACGUGGGCCAAGUAUGCUGCUGAAGGCUCGGUAAUGAAGGAAAAGGGCAAGGAGAUGCUCCGAGCCACAUGGACCACGAUCGGACAGUUGUAUCAUGCGCAGUUGAAGAAUCUCGCCGGACCGUGGGAUCGAUCGUACGGAUUCGACAUGCAGAAAUAUUUCGGCAUCAUGUCUGCCCACAUCUGGACGUUGGUGGGCAAGGAGAGAUCUCCGGUGAUUGACAAGGUAUAUAUGAUGUCGCACAGCGCAGACUUUGCCACCUCCCCGCUCGUGGCCAUCUUGUCUGAUUUCCAUAACUCCCUUGUUCCUCCCCAAGCCAUUGAUGCCCUGAGGGUCUUCCCGGGUGAGCAUUCGGUGAACACGUCCGCCUACUCCAUACCCUACGACUCCUUCCCUCGGCGUGUCGAUGCGUGGCUGGGAGAGAAGAUUAGCAUCGGCUGCGAGAGCUUCAACGAGACCGUUGUUGGCGGGCCGGCGGAGAAUCCAUCUACUUUCAACCCGGCGGUUAUUCAGUGGGACACCGGUGCAGGGAUUGGCUGGAUAGCGCUGUAUGCAACCGAACAAGCGCUUGACGCUGUCGCUGGCCCCGGGUAUCUGAACCUCACGUAUCCCUAUGGAACAGAGUCCUCCCAAUUCCAGUUCCUGGUCUCUCCUUUCUCCCGGAAGAAAGACGUGACUGGCUGGGGAGAUCUCCCAGGGCUGAAAGUCACUGUGUCCGGGACUGUGGUGUCGGAACCACAAGUGUCGUAUAGUGCAAGUGAUGCUGCCAUCAAGUAUGUGUCCUGUGUGUUGAUUGUUUUAUCGUGAGCUAAUGCAACUAGUGAUUUCCUGUACUGGAAUUUGACCCAUACGAUGCCUCGUGAUAGCGCCGCAGCGCCGAACAUUAUGUUAGAGGUGGAAGUCGUAUGACAGGCAGAUUUGUUGACUUGUACGAGAAAGUGGGGUAGCUAGGGAGACCGGAAGCAUAGCUGUGUGCUCCCAUGCUGGAC